GCUUUAUGGGAGCUCCUUUGGCGAAAUCCUACAGCUCAGCCUAAUCCUGCAGAGUCUGCCCCCAAUUCUUCUUCACCUAAGAGGCAGCCUGUUGAAAUUAUUCGAAAUAGGAUUGUCACUGUAUUCUCUGAGGUCCUCACACAGUUACAAGAUUGGAACAACAGACGUGAGUUUACUCCCCCCAGUGAUUUCCAUGUUCAAAUGGUUGCAGUUGAUGAUAACUUUAUUUCUCAGGCAGCAAUAAAAGCUCCUGUCUUAAUCCCGUUUGCUGACAGAGAAAAAAUAUUUACUGCACAACUAGCAGCAGUUAAACAACAGCAUCAGCGACAUGGAGAGGGAAAGCAUUUUAUAAUUCGCCGGGAUCAUUUUUGCAAAGAUGCUUGUAAUCAGAUGAGUGCAUUGUCUGAAGAGGAUCUACGAGGAUUGAUACGUGUAACUUUUGUCAAUGAAUUUGGAGCUCCAGAAGCUGGUGUUGAUGGGGGUGGAAUUUUCAGAGAUUUUAUGGAUGACAUCACUCGGGCUGCAUUUGAUUUGCAGUAUGGGUUGUUUAAGGAGACAGAUGAUCACCUUCUCUAUCCAAAUCCCAGAUCCAGAAUAACUGAUGACCAACACCUCCAAAAUUUCCAUAUCCUAGGAACUUUUCUAGCAAAGGCCAUGUAUGAAGGGAUUCUUGUAGAUUUACCAUUCGCUAAUUUCUUCCUUAGCAAAUUGAAACAAAAGUAAGGAUGGCUUUAUUCUCUAUGACUAUUGUUUUCCCUUUUAACUUUUUGUUACAAAUGAAAUGUGAACAAAAUUUAUAUUCUGGAAUAGAUAUAGGAAUGUAAAAGUUACUAGCCUGACACUUUGUAUCAACCUUUCUACUAGUUGCAACAAAGACUCCUUAAACAC
Molecule: messenger RNA, 888 nt
Organism: Rubroshorea leprosula
Lineage: Eukaryota; Viridiplantae; Streptophyta; Magnoliopsida; Malvales; Dipterocarpaceae
Source: the annotation of a GenBank genome assembly